UGGGCUUUCUAUAUAAAACCGCCGUCGCGAAUUUUUUAAUCAGCUUGGUUCUAUGGUGUCUUUUAUACUAUCUUUGAUAAAAUACAUCCUUUAAAAGUAAAUUUAUUGAUAAAUUUUAGAAGAAUACUUUAAAAUGGAAGGUGAAGAUAACAGCGAAAAUGAAUUGUUUGAAGCUGCUCCAAAGAAAAUGAAAACAGAAUGGUCUAAAAGCUAUUCUAACAAAGCUAUGGAAAUGAUGAAAAAAAUGGGAUACGAAACUGACAAAGGUUUAGGGAAGCAAAGUCAAGGACGUCUCGAACCGAUUGUUGCAUUUCAACAGGAUGGUCGACGCGGAUUGGGUUUAAAACAUGAGUCUGUUCAGCACCAAAGAGAACACUGGGAUCCAAACAAUGAAAAGAUAACAAUACCUGAAGUUGUUUCCUGGAUUUCUUCGAAUAAGGACUUUACACAUAAUAUCCAACAGCUAAUGUGCUGGAUAAGUUUUGGCGAACGCAAAGAAACUUUAGAUGAUGAAACAUUAUUUGUUGAACCCGAAAUAUUGAAUGCUAUUUUAGAAGCAAAGACUGUGUUUGAUAAACUUAAUGAGAAUGAAUUGAGAAAAGCUAGAUCUCGUAGUAAUCCAUUUGAGACAAUUCGAAGUUCUAUUUUCCAAAACAGAGCAGCAGUAAAAAUGGCUAAUAUUGAUUCAAUGUUGGAUUUUAUGUUUACAAAUCCUAAAGAUAAAAUGGGAAAUUCUCUUGUACACGAUAAUGAUCUUUUGUACUUUGCUGAUAUCUGUGCAGGUCCUGGAGGAUUUUCGGAGUAUAUAUUAUACAGGAAAUCAUGGGAAGCAAAAGGCUUUGGGUUUACACUUCGAGGUGCAAAUGAUUUUAAGUUAGAUAAAUUUUCAGCAGGAUCACCAGAAUCCUUUGACCCAUUCUAUGGUGUACAAGGUGAUGGUGAUGUUUAUGUGGAAGCAAAUCAGGAUUCAUUCGCUAGCUAUAUAUUUAAGCAUUGCGAAGAAGGCGUUCAUUUUGUUAUGGCAGACGGAGGAUUUUCAGUUGAAGGUCAAGAAAAUAUUCAAGAGAUAUUAUCAAAACAGCUUUAUUUAUGUCAAUGUCUCACCGCUCUUAAGAUUUUAAGGUGCAGUGGGAGUUUUGUUUGUAAACUCUUUGAUAUUUUUACGCCGUUUAGCGUUGGACUGGUAUAUUUAAUGUAUCAAAGUUUCGAAGAAAUAGCAAUAAUAAAACCAAACAGCAGCCGUCCCGCCAACUCGGAAAGAUAUUUAGUAUGUAAAUGGAAAAAAUCCGGCACGGAAGUAAUAUGUAAAUACUUGAAUUUCAUCAAUAACCAUAUAAACAAAAAAAGCGACCGAGAUGUUUUAGAAAUUGUAGAUUUAGAUGUCAUUAUGCAAGACGAAGAUUUUUUUAAAUAUAUAAAAGAAUCAAACAAUUUAAUAGGUAGAAAUCAAAUUACUGGAUUGAAAAAAAUAUCAGCAUAUUGUAAUAAUCCACUAUUAAAAGAAACUAGGCAAACUGAAUUUCGAAAAAAAUGCUUAGAACUUUGGAGAUUGCCGGAUAAAUUACGACAGGCUCCUGAGAAUAAAUCUGUUGAAAAGUUUCUUGAAGAAUUUCUAAAUAAUUGGUACGAAGAUAAAGUAUGGUUUAAUUCUACUCCUGUUGAGUUAGUAUCUACAUCAAUGCUAAACAAAUGGAUAGAAAGUAUACAUGAUUGGUAUUUUGUACCAAUAGGGCGAGGAGAAACAAGUACGAAUGCUUGUAGCUUUUUUAUUUGUACAACAAGAGGGAAAUUGCUCAGGUAUACUGAUAUGAAAAAGUGGGAACCUGUGGAAUAUAUGUUUGAAUUAUCUCCAAAAUCAUUAUUUUAUGGAGAACUUGUAUAUGAAUAUAAUGGUGAAGGAAGAACACAAACUAGAAUAUGCAAUUUGCACAUAAUAGAUGCAAUUAUUCUAGGUGGUAAAGAUGUAAGAAGAAUGAGGUUAAAUGAACGUUUAUCAAUGUGCACAAAGUUUGUAAAGAGUAUAAAUAAGCCAUAUAAAGAAGGCAGUGUGCCAUUACUACGUUGUAAAAGGCUGUUUAAAUUGGAAGAUAUUGAUGAAUUCUUUGGCACAAUGCGUCAUUACAGAUUAAAGGAUGGCUCUCAACGUCUAGGAAUAUCAUUAAAUGACACCGAUACAAAAUUCUUUGUUCCUGGUGGAAUACUAUUGUUUUGUGAAAUAUGCCAUUAUUUUUUCUCGAUAAUGUCAAAGUCGCAAAAUAUGCUGUACUACUUUAAUAAAACUAGAAACGCCUCUUAUUAUAAAAAUAAUAUGCCGGAUGAAAUGCAAAAUAUAUUGUACGCUUCUUUUCGAAAUAGCUUUAUAAGGCGGUUACUUUGGAAAUGGACAAAUACAUAUCAAGUCGAAGAACAAAGUAAUAAGGUGGAUGAUCAUAUUUUAUACAGAGAUGAUUUUAUACAAUACAUUGAAAAAAUUUAUAACUUGUUCUAAAAACAACUAGUUCUAGAACGAAUGCAAAGAGAACAACUUCUGAUUCUUAAAUAACAACCUUGGAACUAGUGAUAUCGCAACUACUACUGGAACCCCUUCCUCGGAACAUUGUUAUAGUUCUAAAAUACUUCUAAAGAGUUUUCAAGGAACUAAUUCUUUGACAUUAGGUUAUACAUUGAUACUACACUAGUUCAAUGGAACACAAUAGUUCCGAAACAACUUCUUAGAAUCAGUUGAAAAAAAUGUCUGCAUAAAAUUGAACUAUAAGGAAUUAAAGAUACUAGGUAUAAAGAUUAAAGAUAAUUAAAGAUACGGGAGACGGGAAAGUUAGCUGCUGGUUUCUUAUAUCCUGUGCAAAAAUAGUUUAACAAAUGAAUUUUAUGUAAGAUAAUUGUAAGUAAGUUUUCUAAAAAAAAAAAAAUUGGUUCAAUAAUAAUAAAAUUCCUCAACAGUUUCUUAAAAUUAGAUAACGCUUCCUCAGAACCAGUUCCGAAGGUGACAAUUUCGAACAAAAAUUAUUGGUCUCAACGCCAAAGUAGAACGAGUUCGGGCUACAAUCAUGCGUUCUAGAACUAAUUGUGGAACUAAUACAAUUGUUGCUGGGAUGUAUGAAUAUAAAAUCCUUAAGUUAUUUAGUUUUAAUAUAAAUAUGUACAUAUUCAUUUAUUAAUUAAUAAAUAUAUCUAUUAGAAAACUA
This is a messenger RNA of Lucilia cuprina (Australian sheep blowfly), 3185 nucleotides long. It is a transcript of the gene Cmtr1, whose product is annotated as cap-specific mRNA (nucleoside-2'-O-)-methyltransferase 1. Gene Ontology annotation, biological process: 7-methylguanosine mRNA capping. Gene Ontology annotation, cellular component: nucleus; cytoplasm. NCBI's taxonomy places the organism in Eukaryota, Metazoa, Arthropoda, Insecta, Diptera, Calliphoridae. The record is from RefSeq and is a predicted model, not a curated record. The transcript is spliced from 3 exons. Gene Ontology annotation, molecular function: methyltransferase cap1 activity; nucleic acid binding. Bases 134 to 2488 code for a protein of 784 amino acids.